AUGACAAGACGUCAAAAAGUGACACCAAAAAGCGCGAGAAAGAGAGCACCGAAUUACCAGUCAUCUGCCACCAAAUUAAUCGUUGACGAUUUAAUUUCAGAAGGUGAACUUCAAACUGAGCUUGAAGUGGACGACGCUUUUGAUCUGAUUCGCCAGCACUGGUUUGAGGUUCACGGCGAGCCUUAUCAGAACGAAUACGAUCGAUCAAACUUCCCUAACGCCUGGAAGAAUCAUAUCAAGAAAGCCAUAAACGAAAGUCUGCACAAGAACAGAGAUCUUGCACCACCUGAGAGUUUUCUAGGCGAGAUCGGUAACAGCAACAUCAUGGAGGACAAGAAGCAAAUUUCAUCAUUCGUCAGCCCUGUCAAGAAAUCGUGCUUGGCUCCUCCAGCUGGAUUUGAUCGAAGAUACGCAACGGUAAACUCAGCUGGUGCUGACGUCACCACGAGUGUGACAUACUCGAACGCGUACAUUUCUAGGAAGUUUACAGAGAAGAAUGGUGACGAAAAGUUGAUGGCGGUCCUUCACUGUCCGAGCGGUGUCAAACCCGAACACUGCAAAGUUUGGAUUCAGGGGAAUAUCUUGUACUUCAAAUACAAGCUCCCCAGUAUGUUCUCCAAGGCGGAGAGACUUUUCGCUUAUGCCGACAAGGAUGACAUCAAGACCCGUGCAUUAGCUCUGAGGGACGAACUCACUCGCUUGAGAAAAGCCGACGAGGAAGAUAUUUGGUUUACUUCACCCAUUCAUUUGGAACACCGCUCUUGGGACAACAAGUUGCUUGCUUAUGAUUUUUCUUUUGGAACAACCAAGUGGAACAAUAAUUUGGUCCUUGUAUCUCAAGCAAUGUGUGUUGAGAUCAUGGUAAAGCCGGCUGACGGUGACAAGGCAAAGGAUGCACACACUUACUCUAUCUUUGAUGAUGAUGAUGACAAAGAGAACGACUAA
Messenger RNA from Cylindrotheca closterium, 945 nucleotides. Lineage: Eukaryota; Bacillariophyta; Bacillariophyceae; Bacillariales; Bacillariaceae. The record is from the annotation of a GenBank genome assembly.